GUUGUCAUUCCGUCUCCUCCUCCGCCGUACCAGUGUUUUUGCAAUCGCAGCUCUCUCGCAAAUCUGGCGGUGCGCUGCGGGUGUGCAGUACAUAUACUUGUGAGAACUUGUGCCAACCAGAUGUGCAAUACAAGUGCUAAAAUUGUGUAAAAUCCAAGUCAAGCCGCCAACUAAACAAUUAUAACAAAGGCAGUAAAAAUAAAAACACGUUCUUAAACACAACAGCAUUAAAUCAGCAGCAGCAGCAACAAAAACAACAACAAACACAACAACGAAGAGUGAACGGCCUCAAAGUCAACAACAGCUGCUUACAGUUCGACAGUCACUGGGCGUCGACGAUCCCCCGCGACGCUCUGCUUUUUACUCUUCCACGGGAUUCCAUGCAUGAGGCCCUUCUCGCCAUCUCGUUCCCACUGAAAGUACCGUUCCACGGCGUCCACCGGUGGCGGUGGCCCACAAUCGACAACUGCCGGUCCAUCCGCUGGUAAUGUGGCAAAUGCCACCACAGCCCUAGCCGGUGGUAAAAGCUCAAGCAAUAACAUGUAUUCCACCCGCCAAUCUGUAAGCACCACAACCGGUGUACUUAUGGUCGGACCAAAUUUUCGUGUCGGUAAAAAAAUUGGCUGUGGUAAUUUUGGCGAAUUGCGUUUAGGCAAAAAUCUUUACAACAAUGAACAUGUAGCAAUAAAAAUGGAGCCUAUGAAGUCAAAGGCUCCGCAACUACACUUAGAGUAUAGGUUUUAUAAACUAUUAGGAUCACAUGCCGAUAACGCCCCAGAUGGCAUACCACGCAUUUAUCAUUUGGGCACUUGCGGUGGCCGUUACAAUGCCAUGGUUUUAGAGUUAUUGGGAUUAUCAUUAGAAGAUCUCUUCAAUAUUUGCGCCCGUAAAUUUUCACUUAAGACUGUAUUGAUGAUAGCGAAACAACUUCUCCACCGGAUCGAAUAUGUUCAUAGUCGGCACUUAAUAUAUAGGGAUGUGAAACCUGAGAACUUUCUCAUUGGCAGAACGUCAACAAAACGUGAAAAAAUUAUACAUAUAAUUGAUUUCGGUUUGGCCAAAGAAUACAUUGAUUUAGAUACAAAUAGGCAUAUACCAUAUCGGGAGCAUAAGUCCCUAACUGGAACGGCACGUUAUAUGUCAAUCAACACGCACAUGGGGCGUGAGCAGUCGCGACGCGAUGAUCUGGAGGCAUUGGGACAUAUGUUUAUGUAUUUCUUAAGGGGUUCACUGCCGUGGCAAGGCCUAAAGGCUGAUACACUCAAGGAGAGAUAUCAAAAAAUCGGUGAUACGAAACGAGCAACGCCCAUCGAGGUGCUUUGUGAUGGACAUCCGGAAGAGUUUGCGACAUAUUUGCGUUAUGUACGGCGGCUAGAUUUUUUCGAAACUCCCGACUAUGAUUUUCUGCGAAGACUGUUUCAAGACUUAUUCGAUCGUAAGGGAUACACCGACGAGGGCGAGUUCGACUGGACAGGGAAGACAAUGUCAACGCCCGUCGGAUCUCUGCAAACUGGCCAUGAAGUCAUCAUUUCACCAAAUAAAGAUCGUCAUAAUGUUACGGCUAAGGAUGUUUCUUAUUUUGAUUUUGAUGACGAAGUUGAUAAUGAGAAUGAAGAAUAUAUAAUACUCCAGACAAAUGCCAAAGGAGGUGUUGCUGCGUGGCCUGAUGUGCCAAAGCCGGGGGCAACACUGGGCAAUCUAACGCCGGCCGAUCGGCAUGGUUCAGUACAGGUUGUGAGUUCGACGAAUGGCGAACUAAAUCCGGACGAUCCCACGGCCGGACACUCAAACACACCCAUCACACAGCAGCCGGAAGUCGAAGUGGUCGAUGAAACAAAUGGUUCCUUAUAUUCCAGAUGUUGUUGUUUCUUUAAACGAAAGAAGAAGAAAUCGACGCGCCAAAAAUGACUAGACGGUGUACAAUGUAGUCCAGAACGCGAGGCAGUCACCCUGCUGCGUGCCACUUCACAUUCAAACUCACGGGAUAGCGUAUUGAAUAAUCCGAGUCAGGAUUAUAUCCAACAGGCAACGUCGCAGCAUACGUUGCGUUAUCCUCCAUCCGCGUCGAUGUUGACGCCAACACCAACUACAAACACACCGACACUUCCGUUGUAAUUUAUAUAAAUAUAAAGCCAGAUGCAAAAUGCAGAAAGCAACAAAAAAAUAUUAAACGAAACCCAACAAAACAAAAAUAAAAACAAAACAAUUGAACCCCGUACACAUUAAAUACACUAAAAAACAGUAAAAACAAACAAAAUGAAACCAAUUUUGAUUAAUUAUUGUAAUGAUUGUAUUUUAUUAUUAUUUUUAUUAUUUACCAAUUUUGCGUUUAUUAUAUAAAUUAUUAUAAUUAUUAAUUAUAUUAUUAAUUAAUGCUAUUAUAAAUAAAAAGAAAACAAAAUCCAAACGUAAUUCAAAACGACUAGAAUCGACACGGCGACUCAAGCCAGAAUCACUCACAGCCAGGGCAGCUCCUCCCGUCGGUGUCUUGUGAAGGGAAUCUUAAAAAAAACUCCCUAAAACCACUAUCACUAUCAAUACCCCUCAGAACCCUAUUGCUCUUAACUGAAGGAAACUUAAACACACAAAAACCACUUAAAGCAUAUUUAUAUAUUAUAUACAUAUUAAAAGAGACAAAAACAAAACUAGUGCAGCAUCAUUUAAUGAGAGAAAGAAGAACAUAUUUAUACGCAACCAACAAACUUGUAAAUUAUAAUGAAAGAAAAGAAAGCAAAAAUAAACAUCAUUUUUUAAAACUA
Molecule: messenger RNA, 2759 nt
Organism: Drosophila santomea
Lineage: Eukaryota; Metazoa; Arthropoda; Insecta; Diptera; Drosophilidae
Gene: gish
Product: casein kinase I
Exons: 13
Coding region: 541-1908 (455 amino acids)
Biological process (GO): peptidyl-serine phosphorylation; signal transduction; endocytosis
Cellular component (GO): nucleus; cytoplasm; plasma membrane
Molecular function (GO): ATP binding; protein serine/threonine kinase activity
Source: RefSeq, a predicted model, not a curated record